CUGACUUUUCCAGACAAAUGAGUUUCUUUUUUCUUACUUACAAAUAAUACACACUUCCUUGACGGGGGCUAUACGAAGAAGAAGACCCCUGACUUGGUCAUCGUCGUCUCAUUUCCUUAGUCCUUCUUCUUCACACCAAUUAACCAAAAGUCUCAAACUCUUCUGCUUCUUCAUUCCAUCUUCCUUGUCCGUCUCAGAUUUUUUUUCCCCCUUAUGACCUAAGAUUCUUUCUUUCUUGAAACCUUGAUUUUGAUCAAGAAAAUGGCUUCCCGCAAGGAGAACGAUGAUAUCCCCAUGCUUCCAAUUUCAGACUCAUCAUCUCGUACCAGAGCUUUCACUUCCAGGAGUCGUAGUGUUUCUCUCUCAAACCCUAGUUCUUCCAUUGACGGAUUCGACAACUCAGCUGUGGUUUUAGGCUACACGGGUCCUCUUCGAACUCAGGGACGUCCUCCUUUAGUUCAAAUGAGUGGUCCUCUUCGAACUCAGAGACGUCCUCCUUUAGUUCAAAUGAGUGGUCCUCUUACCUCUACUCGCAACCCUGAACCUCUCUCUCUUCCUCAUCCUUCUACUACUACUACUUCUUCUGAUGUCUCUUCUCAGCUUGACGAUGAGUUCGUUUCGAAACACGCCAAUCUCUUGAAAUCUGGACAAUUAGGGAUGUGUAAUGAUCCUUACUGUACUACUUGUCCUUCUUAUUACAACCGUAAGGCAGCUCAAAUCCCUCAUUCUAGAGGCUCUGCCAUUUUUGAUUCCAAGUCCCAUAAAGCUCUGUAUGAUGAUGCUAAAGGUUGGGCUAGGAGUUUUCUUUCCUCUGCUACUAGAUACUUUCCUGGAAUCAUGAAUCCUCAUGCCAAAGUGGUUCAAAGCUGGACUAAAUUCUUUGCCCUUUCAUGCUUGUUAGCUAUUUUUAUAGAUCCUCUCUUCUUCUUCCUCAUUAAAGUCCAAGAGAGAAACAAAUGCAUUAUGAUUGAUUGGCCAGUGACUAGAGUUUUUGUAGCUUUAAGAAGUAUAACAGAUGUUAUAUUCUUUUUCAACAUUCUACUACAGUUCCGAUUAGCUUAUGUAGCUCCAGAGUCUACUGUGGUUGGUGCUGGCCAGUUGGUUAGUCAUCCGAAUAAAAUUGCCUUCCAUUACCUCCGAGGAAAGUUUUUCCUUGACUUGUUCAUAGUGAUGCCACUUCCACAGAUAUUGAUACUAUAUAUAAUACCAAAACACUUGGGGGUAUCCGGAGCAAACUAUGCUAAAAACCUUUUAAGAGCUGCAGUUCUUUUCCAAUACGUUCCAAAGUUAUAUAGACUUUUACCUCUUCUUGCUGGACAAACACCGACCGGUUUCAUAUUUGAGUCAGCCUGGGCCAAUUUUGUUAUUAAUCUUCUCACCUUCAUGCUUGCUGGACAUGUUGUUGGCUCUUGCUGGUAUCUUUUUGGUCUGCAGAGAGUUAACCAAUGUCUUCGAAAUGCAUGCGGUAGUCUUGACCGUGAAUGUCGAGAUCUUAUAGACUGUGGUAAUGGAAAUAGCAGCGAUGUACUAGCACGGGCUACCUGGAGAAAUAAUGAGAGUGCCAGUGCUUGUUUCCAAGAAGAUGGUUUUCCUUAUGGAAUCUAUGCAAAAGCAGUCAUUCUUACCAAUCAUUCUAGUCUCCUCACAAGAUAUACUUACUCUCUCUUCUGGGGGUUUCAGCAAAUCAGCACUCUUGCUGGUAACCAAGUCCCAAGCUACUUUCUAGGGGAGGUGUUCUUUACUAUGGGUAUUAUUGGAUUGGGACUUCUGCUUUUCGCUCUUCUUAUUGGUAAUAUGCAAAAUUUCCUUCAAGCUCUUGGUAAAAGGAAUAUGGAAAUGACGCUAAGACGGCGUGAUGUGGAGCAAUGGAUGAGCCAUAGACGGUUGCCUGACGGUAUAAGAAAGAGGGUGCGAGAAGCUGAGCGGUUCAACUGGGCUGCUACUAGAGGGGUUAACGAAGAGUUGCUCUUUGAGAAUAUGCCUGAUGACCUUCAAAGAGAUAUAAGACGACAUCUCUUCAAAUUUCUCAAGAAGGUGAGGAUAUUUUCCUUGAUGGAUGAAUCAAUCUUAGAUUCCAUCCGUGAGAGGCUGAAACAGAGGACUUACAUAGGGAGUAGCACAGUGUUGCACCGCGGAGGACUAGUUGAGAAAAUGGUAUUCAUAGUGAGAGGUGAGAUGGAGAGCAUUGGAGAAGACGGUUCUGUUCUACCAUUAUCGGAAGGCGAUGUUUGUGGUGAAGAACUCCUCACUUGGUGCCUUGAACGCUCUUCUGUAACCCCCGAUGGGACGAGGAUAAGGAUGCCAGCAAAAGGGUUGCAUAGCAAUAGAAAUGUUAGGUGUGUGACAAAUGUAGAAGCGUUUUCGCUGUGUGUAGCAGAUCUUGAAGACGUAACGAGCUUGUUCUCGAGAUUCCUAAGGAGCCAUAGAGUCCAAGGAGCCAUAAGGUACGAGUCUCCAUAUUGGAGGCUACGAGCUGCUAGGCAGAUUCAAGUGGCGUGGAGAUACCGUAGGAGACGGCUUCAUAGAUUAAACACUCCUCAGUCUAGUUACAGCCCUCCGAGUGAGAGACAUGAUGUUGAACAAAUCAACAAAUUUUUUUUUCUUCUACUUCGGAUUAACAAAAAUAAUACAGUAAUAAAAAAUAAUACAGUUUCAAACAUACCUCAUGCCUUUUCAUGCUUGUUAGCUAUUUUUGUAGAUCCUCUCUUCUUCUUCCUCAUUAAAGUCCAAGAGCGAAACAAAUGCAUUAUGAUUGAUUGGCCGAUGACUAAAGCAUUUGUAGCUGUUAAAACUGUAACAGAUGUUAUAUUUUUUAUAAACAUUCUACUACAGUUCCGAUUAGCUUAUGUAGCUCCAGAGUCUAUGGUGGCUGGUGGUUACUACUUAGUUAGUCAUCCGAAGAAAAUUGCCCUCCAUUACUUCCAAGGAAAGCUUCUCCUUGACUUGUUCAUAGUGAUGCCACUUCCACAGAUAUUGUUAUUGUGGGUAAUACCACAACACUUGGGCGCGAACAACCUUUUAGGAAUUGCAGUUUUUUUCCAAUACGUUCCAAAGUUAUAUAGACUUCUACCCUAUCUUGCUGGACAAACACCGACCGGCUUCAUUGAGUCAGCGUCGACUUAUUUUGUUAUCAAUCUUCUUAUCUUCGUGCUUGCUGGACAUGCUGUUGGCUCUUUCUGGUAUCUUUUUGGUCUGCAGAGAGUUAAUCAAUGCCUUCGAAAUGCUUGCGGUCAUCUUGACCGUGGAUGUCAAGAUCUUAUAUACUGUGGUGAUGGAAAUAGCAGCGAUGUACUAGUACGAGCUACCUGGAGAGAUAACGCGAGUGCCAAUGCUUGUUUCCAAGAAGAUGGUUUUCCUUAUGGGAUCUAUUUAAAAGCAGUCAAUCUUACCAAUCAUUCUAGUCUCUUCACAAGAUACAGUUACUCUCUCUUCUGGGGUUUUCAGCAAAUCAGCACUCUUGCUGGAAACCAAGUCCCAAGCUACUCUUUAGGGGAGGUCUUCUUUACUAUGGGUAUCAUCGGACUAGGACUUUUGCUUUUCGCGCUUCUUAUUGGUAAUAUGCAAGUUUUCCUUCAAUCUCUCGUGAAAAGGAAUUUUGAAAUGACGCUAAAAUGGCGUGAGUUGGAUAAAUGGAUGACCCAUAAACGGUUGCCAGAAGAUAUAAGAGAGAGGGUGCGACAGGCUGAGUGGUAUAACUGGGCUGUUACCAGAGGCUUUAACGAAGAAUUGUUCCUUGAGAGUAUGCCUGAAGACAUUCAAAGAGAUAUAAGACGACACCUUGUUGUAGUUUGAGCCUUUGAUCAAACCUGCAACAAAAAAAGAAUGAAUCAGUGUGAUGAAGAUGAGAAGCAAAGCAACAGAAGAACAGAGCAGAAACGACGCGUCGGAGAUGAGACUCGUGAAGAGAGAAGUCAACAGAAGGAGGAAGUUGAGGCUUUGUGUUUUUGUCUUAUGGGCCGUUGGAUUGUUCAAGACUCAAUAAGGAAGAAGAAAAAUGGUGUCAUUAAUCUAUGUUUAGCUAGGUCUAAAGUAGAGUUGGAAGUAGCUGUUAAAGUUGUGUCAAGUGUGAAAGUGUGUUUAGAGUCCCAAUAUGUAGUAGGGUGACUCGUGCAAGAGUCUAAGACUCUAGAGUUAAUAUGUGUCUGAGAGCAUGCUUGUGUGUGUAAGUUUCUGGUGAAGUAGUGUAAGUGUUGUGUAAGAAUCUAUCCUAGUUUAUUA
This is a messenger RNA of Camelina sativa (false flax), 4218 nucleotides long. Its product is annotated as putative cyclic nucleotide-gated ion channel 20, chloroplastic. Gene Ontology annotation, cellular component: membrane. The record is from RefSeq and is a predicted model, not a curated record. Lineage: Eukaryota; Viridiplantae; Streptophyta; Magnoliopsida; Brassicales; Brassicaceae. Gene Ontology annotation, molecular function: monoatomic ion channel activity. Gene Ontology annotation, biological process: monoatomic ion transport; transmembrane transport.